Messenger RNA from Tachysurus vachellii, 687 nucleotides. Its product is annotated as troponin T, slow skeletal muscle-like. Bases 1 to 687 code for a protein of 228 amino acids. Gene Ontology annotation, biological process: slow-twitch skeletal muscle fiber contraction; regulation of muscle contraction; sarcomere organization. Lineage: Eukaryota; Metazoa; Chordata; Actinopteri; Siluriformes; Bagridae. Gene Ontology annotation, cellular component: troponin complex. The record is from RefSeq and is a predicted model, not a curated record. The transcript is spliced from 8 exons. Gene Ontology annotation, molecular function: tropomyosin binding; troponin T binding.
AUGGAAACCGAAGUGCUGUUUGUCUUCCAUGUUUUCUUCUGGUUUUUAGAAGAGCGGCCCAAACACAAAUUAAUGCACUCUCAACACACUGCUCCGAAAAUCCCAGAAGGAGAGCGAGUGGACUUCGAUGACAUCCACAGGAAGCGGAUGGAGAAGGACCUGCUGGAGCUGCAGACGUUGAUCGAAGUCCACUUUGUCCAGAGAAAGAGAGAAGAGGAGGAGCUGAUUGCGUUAAAAGAGAGAAUUGAGAACCGCAGGGCAGCGCGAGCCGAGCAGCAGAGGGUUCGAGCGGAAAGAGAGCGAGUCAGACAGACGAAGAUUGUGGAAGAGCGACAGAGGAAGGAGGAAGAGGAGGCAAAAAGGCGGGCUGACGAGGAGGCGAAGAAGAAGAAGGUCCUUUCCAACAUAAGCGCUCAUUUCGGAGGGUUUCUGGCGAAGGCGGAGCAGCGGAGACGAGGGAAAAGACAAACGGGACGAGAGAUCAAGAGGAAGACUCUGGCAGAGAGACGCAAACCUCUCGCUAUCGAAGACCUGAGAGAGGACGGCCUGAGAGAGCGGGCUAGAGAGAUGUGGGAGCGGAUCUACCAGCUGGAGUCUGAGAAGUUCGACCUCACUGAGAAGAUGAGGAGACAGAAAUACGAGACCGUCGUUCUUCUCAACCGCAUCUCCCACGCACAGAAAUUGUAA